AUGGAUGUAAUUUGUGGUGUUGAUCUGCUGGGGUGGGACAGAGCUGGCCAGCAUCCUUUGUCAGAUGAAUUUGUGGAUAUUGCCAGUCUCAGUGCUCAAGAGUACCCAGAUUUUAUUUUGGGAGUGGCAGGGAAGAGUGGUCUUGGAGUUCCUGUUGGAUUUGUUGUAAUUUAUUCUCUCUACAACUACGAUGCCAGGGGACCAGAUGAGCUUUCCUUACAGAUUGGUGACACCGUGCACAUACUGGAAACUUAUGAGGGUUGGUACAGGGGUUAUACACUACGAAAGAAGUCCAAGAAGGGCAUAUUCCCUGCCUCCUAUAUCCAUCUUAAGGAAGCAAUUGUUGAAGGCAAAGGGCAACACGAGACAGUGAUCCCCAGUGAGCUGCCCCUGAUCCAGGAGGUGACCACCACUCUGAGGGAAUGGUCCAUCAUCUGGAGGCAGCUCUAUGUGCAGGACAACAGGGAGAUGUUCCGCAGUGUCCGGCACAUGAUUUACGACCUGAUCGAGUGGAGAUCCCAAAUCCUCUCCGGGACCCUGCCCCAAGAUGAGCUCAAGGAGCUGAAGAAGAAAGUGACUGCCAAAAUUGAUUAUGGCAACAGAAUUCUGGAUCUAGAUCUGGUGGUUAGAGAUGAAGAUGGCAACAUUUUGGACCCAGAGCAGACCAGCACCAUCAGCCUUUUCAGAGCACAUGAAGUUGCUUCCAAGCAAGUGGAGGAGAGGCUGCAGGAGGAAAAAUCUCAGAAACAGAAUAUUGAUAUCAACAGACAAGCCAAGUUUGCUGCCACUCCUUCAUUUGCUUUAUUUGUAAAUUUAAAAAACGUCGUGUGUAAAAUAGGAGAAGAUGCUGAAGUCCUGAUGUCUCUGUAUGACCCACUGGAAUCCAAAUUUAUCAGUGAGAACUACCUGGUGAGGUGGUCGAGCUGUGGCCUGCCCAAGGACAUUGACAGACUGCACAACCUGCGAGCCGUGUUCACCGACCUGGGCAGCAAGGACCUGAAAAGAGAGAAGAUCAGUUUUGUGUGCCAGAUCGUGCGCGUGGGCAGGAUGGAGCUGCGGGACAACAACACGAGGAAGCUCACGUCGGGGCUGCGCAGACCCUUCGGGGUGGCAGUGAUGGAUGUUACUGACAUCAUUAAUGGGAAGGUUGAUGAUGAGGACAAGCAGCACUUCAUCCCAUUCCAGCCGCUAGCGUUGGAUGACGCCAUUCGACACAAGCAGCUGAACAUAUCAUCCCGUUUUUCACCCAGGGUGGCAGGGGAGAAUGAUUUCCUGCAGACUGUUAUAAACAAAGUGAUUGCUGCCAAAGAAGUCAACCACAAGGGUCAGGGUCUGUGGGUGACUUUGAAACUUCUUCCAGGAGAUAUCCAUCAGAUUAGGAAAGAGUUUCCACACUUAGUGGACAGGUCAACAGCAGUGGCUCGGAAAAUGGGCUUUCCUGAGAUUAUCAUGCCUGGAGAUGUUCGUAAUGACAUCUACGUCACCUUGGUGCAGGGAGAUUUUGACAAAGGCAGUAAAACCACAGCAAAGAACGUGGAAGUCACAGUGUCUGUUUAUGAUGAAGAUGGCAAGAGAUUAGAGAGUGUUAUUUUUCCUGGUGCUGGUGAUGAAGCCAUCUCCGAGUACAAGUCAGUGAUCUAUUACCAAGUAAAGCAGCCUCGCUGGUUUGAGACUGUAAAGGUCGCAAUCCCCAUUGAGGACGUGAACCGCAGCCACCUGAGGUUCACCUUCCGCCACAGAUCCUCCCAGGACUCCAAAGAUAAAUCUGAGAAAAUCUUUGCUCUGGCAUUUGUGAAGCUCAUGAGAUAUGAUGGGACAACUCUGAGAGAUGGAGAGCACGACCUUAUAGUUUACAAGGCAGAAGCCAAGAAGCUGGAGGAUGCCUCGACCUAUCUCAGUCUGCCCUCCACGAAAAUCGAGCUGGAGGAGAAGGGACACUCAGCAACGGGCAAGAGCAUGCAGAACCUCGGGAGCUGCACCAUCAGCAAAGACUCUUUCCAAAUUUCCACUCUGGUCUGCUCAACGAAGCUUACCCAGAACGUUGAUCUCUUGGGGCUGCUGAAGUGGAGAUCCAACACGAGCCUGUUGCACCAGAACUUGAAGCAGCUGAUGAAAGUUGAUGGUGGUGAAGUGGUCAAGUUUCUUCAGGAUACACUGGAUGCCCUUUUUAACAUCAUGAUGGAGAACUCGGAGAGUGAGACCUUUGACACUUUGGUGUUUGAUGCUUUGGUAUUUAUCAUUGGACUGAUAGCUGACAGAAAAUUUCAGCAUUUCAACCCUGUCUUGGAGACCUACAUCAAGAAGCAUUUCAGUGCUACCUUGGCCUAUACAAAACUGACCAAGGUUUUAAAAACAUACGUGGACAAUGCUGAGAAGUGUGGUAUCACUGAUCAACUCUUCAAAGCCAUGAAAGCCUUGGAAUACAUCUUCAAGUUCAUUGUCCGGUCCAGGAUAUUGUUCAACCAGUUGUAUGAAAACAAAGGAGAAGCAGACUUCAGGGAAUCUCUGCUGCAGCUCUUUAAGUCCAUCAAUGAGAUGAUGAGCAGCAAUUCUGACCAGACUGUCAUAGUGAAGGGGGCAGCACUUAAAUACUUGCCAGCAAUUGUCAACGAUGUGAAAUUAGUGUUUGAUCCCAAGGAGCUCAGCAAGCUCUUCACAGAGUUCAUCCUGAACGUGCCCAUGAGUCGUUUGACCAUCCAGAAGCUUUACUGCCUCAUCGAGAUCGUGCACAGCGACCUCUUCACCCAGCACGACUGCAGGGAAAUCUUGCUGCCAACAAUGACAGACCAGCUCAAGUAUCACUUGGAGAGACAAGAAGAUUUGGAGGCUUGCUGCCAGUUGCUGAGUAACAUCCUGGAAGUGCUCUACAAGAAAGAUGUGGGCCCCACACAACGCCAUGUCCAGAUCAUCAUGGAGAACCUGCUGAGGACAGUGAACAGAACUGUGAUUUCCAUGGGACGGGACUCAGAGCUCAUUGGGAGUUUUGUGGCCUGCAUGACAGCCAUCCUGAGGCAAAUGGAGGAUUAUCACUAUGCCCAUUUAAUCAAGACUUUUGGCAAGAUGAGGUCGGAUGUUGUGGAUUUCCUGAUGGAAACGUUCAUCAUGUUCAAGAACCUCAUUGGGAAGAACGUCUAUCCCUUCGACUGGGUGAUCAUGAACAUGAUGCAGAACAAAGUCUUCCUGCGAGCAAUUAAUCAGUAUGCAGAUAUGCUAAACAAAAAAUUCCUUGAUCAAACCAACUUUGAGUUACAGCUCUGGAACAACUAUUUCCACCUGGCUGUUGCUUUUCUCACGCAAGAAUCUUUACAACUGGAGAAUUUUUCAAGUGCUAAAAGAGCAAAAAUCCUUAACAAGUACGGGGACAUGAGGAGGCAGAUUGGGUUUGAGAUCAGGGACAUGUGGUACAACCUGGGUCAGCAUAAAAUCAAGUUCAUCCCAGAAAUGGUGGGACCUAUCCUGGAGAUGACACUGAUCCCAGAAACGGAGCUGCGGAAAGCCACGAUCCCAAUCUUCUUUGACAUGAUGCAGUGUGAAUUCCACUCCACCAGGAGCUUCCAGAGGUUCGAGAACGAGAUCAUCACCAAACUGGAUCACGAAGUGGAAGGAGGCCGUGGAGAUGAGCAGUACAAAGUGUUAUUUGACAAAAUUCUCUUGGAGCACUGCAGGAAGCACAAAUACCUGGCAAAGAGCGGGGAGACUUUUGUGAAGCUGGUGGUGAGGCUGAUGGAGAGGCUGCUGGACUACAGGACCAUCAUGCACGACGAGAACAAGGAGAACCGCAUGAGCUGCACCGUCAACGUGCUGAAUUUCUACAAGGAGAUCGAGAGGGAAGAGAUGUACAUAAGGUACCUGUACAAGCUGUGUGACCUGCACAAGGAGUGUGAUAACUACACAGAGGCUGCCUACACCUUACUCCUGCACGCAAAGCUCCUCAAGUGGUCAGAAGAAGCAUGUGCAGCACAUCUUACCCAGCGGGAUGGAUACCAAGCUGCUACUCAAGGACAGCUGAAAGAUCAGCUCUAUCAAGAAAUUAUCCAUUACUUUGACAAGGGCAAGAUGUGGGAAGAGGCCAUUGCCUUGGGUAAAGAGCUUGCAGAACAGUAUGAAAAUGAAAUGUUUGAUUAUGAACAACUCAGUGAACUGCUGAGAAAACAAGCCCAGUUCUAUGAAAACAUCGUGAAGGUGAUACGACCAAAACCAGAUUAUUUUGCUGUUGGAUACUAUGGCCAGGGAUUCCCAACAUUCAUAAGGAACAAAGUGUUCAUUUACCGGGGCAAGGAGUACGAGCGGCGCGAGGACUUCGAGGCGCGGCUGCUGACGCAGUUCCCCAACGCCGAGAAGAUGAAGACAACGUCCCCCCCCGGAGAGGACAUCAAAACCUCCUCUGGCCAGUAUAUCCAGUGCUUCACUGUAAAGCCCAAACUGGAUUUACCCUCCAAAUUUCACAGACCGGUGUCAGAGCAAAUCGUGAGUUUCUACAGGGUGAAUGAAGUCCAACGCUUCGAGUAUUCACGCCCUGUUCGAAAAGGAGAGAAAAACCCAGACAACGAAUUUGCAAACAUGUGGAUUGAGAGAACCAUCUAUGUGACAGCCUAUAAAUUACCAGGGAUCCUCAGGUGGUUUGAAGUCAAAUCAGUUUUCAUGGUGGAGAUCAGCCCUCUGGAAAAUGCCAUUGAAACCAUGCAGCUGACCAAUGAUAAGAUCAAUAAUAUGGUGCAGCAGCAUCUGAAUGACCCCAACCUCCCCAUCAACCCCCUGUCCAUGCUGCUCAACGGCAUCGUGGAUCCUGCAGUCAUGGGGGGCUUCACCAACUACGAGAAGGCUUUUUUUACUGAAAAGUACAUGCACGAGCAUCCAGAGGAUCAUGACAAGAUUGAGAAGCUGAAGGAUCUGAUUGCUUGGCAGAUCCCAUUCCUGGCUGAAGGCAUCCGGAUCCAUGGGGAGAAGGUGACAGAGGCCCUGAGGCCAUUCCAUGAGAGGAUGGAGGCGUGCUUCAGGCAGCUGAAGGACAAGGUGGAAAAGCAGUACGGGGUCCGCGCCAUCCUGUCCAGCCUGGAUGAGCGCCGGGGCGGCCGGCCCCGCUCCAUGGUCCGCUCCUUCACCAUGCCCUCGUCAUCCCGACCCCUCUCCGUGGCCUCUGUGUCCUCCCUCUCCUCGGACAGCACACCCUCCCGGCCUGGAUCCGAUGGGUUCGUGCUGGAGCCCCUCCUGCCAAAAAAGAUGCAUUCUAGGUCGCAAGAUAAACUGGACAAGGAUGACCUAGAUAAAGAUAAAAAAGAAAAGAAGAAGGAGAAGAGGAACAGCAAGCAUCAAGAGAUAUUUGAUAAAGAAUUUAAAUCUACUGAUAUUUCUCUGCAGCAGGCUGAAGCAGUGAUCCUCUCAGAAACGAUCAGCCCCCUGAGGCCGCAGAGACCCAAGAGCCAGGUGCUGAACGCGAUGUCCAGCGAGCGGCGAUUCUCCGUGUCCCCAGCGCCGCCCAGCUCCCAGCUCAGCCCGCCCCCCAUCACCCCUCGGACCAAACUCGCCUUCAGCAUCCAGCCCAAUCUGGAGCUCAAUGGGAUGUCCAGCUCCGACAUCCCCGACGUUCCCCCUCCUCUGCCCCUCAAAGGAAGCACAGCAGACUAUGGGAACCUCCUGGAGAUCCAGGACUUGAGCAGCCCCACCACGUCCCCCCCUGCCCACCAGCGGCACCUGCCUCCUCCACUCCCCAGCAAGACUCCGCCGCCGCCGCCUCCCAAGACGACGCGCAAGCAAACGUCUGUUGACUCUGGGAUUGUUCAGUGA
Messenger RNA from Cinclus cinclus, 5784 nucleotides. It is a transcript of the gene DOCK1, whose product is annotated as dedicator of cytokinesis 1. The transcript is spliced from 53 exons. The coding region runs from base 1 to 5784 and encodes 1927 amino acids. NCBI's taxonomy places the organism in Eukaryota, Metazoa, Chordata, Aves, Passeriformes, Cinclidae. Gene Ontology annotation, cellular component: cytoplasm; plasma membrane. Gene Ontology annotation, molecular function: small GTPase binding; guanyl-nucleotide exchange factor activity. Gene Ontology annotation, biological process: small GTPase-mediated signal transduction; cell migration. The record is from RefSeq and is a predicted model, not a curated record.